AUGGCUGAAGUUAAUGGAGAUGCCUUUGGUUUCCGUUGUAUUUUCAAAGUAGUGAAGUCUUGGUCAGCUGUCCUGUAUUCCAUCGAGCUACAGAUGUCUUCGUAUUACUUUGUUAUUAUAGGUACACAGGACAAUCCCCUAUACGAAGCUGAGUUUUCAUCCUUCAAAAAUGCCCCACCACCAACAACAUCAUCGUCGUCUUCAGCUACACCAGCGUCUACUGCCUCAGUAAUUCCAGGGACUUCACAACAACAACUCCCUGGAAAAUCUCAAUUCACAGCUUCAACUAAGGAAUUGCUACCGUUCAUUGCAAAUGCUAGUCUUGACAUUAUCGAAGAGCAAAUGUGGUCCACACAAGCCUUGAAUUUGGGCAAAAUUGAUCAAUUUUAUGGCAUAAACAUCAGUGCUUAUGUAACUCAAGGAAGUAUCAAAUUUGUGCUUUGUUAUGACUCAAAUAAGGAUGAUAAUAGUAUACGACAAUUUUUUCAAGAUGUUAAUGAACUUUAUGUAAAGGUCUUGUUGAGUCCAUUUUACAAUGUGAAUGGCGCUAUAAUAGCUCCAGAAUUUGAUUACAAGGUGAAGCUACUAGCUAAAAAGUAUUUAUAA
Molecule: messenger RNA, 606 nt
Organism: Lodderomyces theae
Lineage: Eukaryota; Fungi; Ascomycota; Pichiomycetes; Serinales; Debaryomycetaceae
Gene: TRS20
Product: TRAPP subunit
Exons: 2
Coding region: 1-606 (201 amino acids)
Biological process (GO): endoplasmic reticulum to Golgi vesicle-mediated transport
Cellular component (GO): nucleus; cytoplasm; TRAPP complex
Source: RefSeq, a predicted model, not a curated record